UUCGCGAGCGUCAUCUAUCUUUCAAUUUUCGAUAAGUAACAAGGACGCAUCAAGCAUCAAGUGGAACGUAUCUUCGAUGAAUAUUAGACAUAUUAGAUUCGUUGGCUUUUGUCCGCAUACAUAAUGACAUUCAAUUUAGCUGCCUUUUCAUAUAUCGUAGCAUUAAUUGGUGACGCAUUUUUAAUAUUUUUUGCGAUAUUUCACGUAAUCACAUUCGAUGAAUUAAAGACUGGAUAUAAAAAUCCGAUUGAUCAGUGUAAUAAUUUAAAUCCGUUAGUUCUUCCAGAGUAUAUAUUGCAUAUUGCGAUCAAUUUUUUCUUUUUAAUCAGCGAACAAUAUUUUUCACUGUUUAUCAAUAUUCCGCUGAUAGCCUAUCAUGUAUGGCGUUAUAUGAACAGGCCUUUGAUGACAGAAUCUGGCCUGUACGAUCCUACAAGCAUAAUGAAUGCCUAUGAUUUGUCCAUUUACCAAAGAGAAGGAUGGGUUAAACUAGCAUUUUAUCUACUUUCAUUUUUCUACUAUUUGUACGGAAUGAUCAACUCGUUGAUUAAUUAAAACUAGUAAUUGUCACGAAAUUAAUUUUAUUCAUAAAAAAUCAAUUUUCAAUCUUUUGCAACAAUGCAUAUUCUGGAAGUACAAGUGGCAUUAUAAUUAAUUUAUUGUAUUGGAAGUUUUGUAAUAACAUAUAAUAGAGGUGAGAAGAAAAGGUCUUGAUUAUAUUUAGGUAAAUUUCCAACGCAACAAAUAAAAAUUUUUUUUUAUGCAAUAUGUAUGUUAAUGAAUUUCAAGCAAAGUAUUAUUUAAAAAAAAUUUUAUUUACAAAAUAAAGAUUAGAUA
Molecule: messenger RNA, 837 nt
Organism: Cataglyphis hispanica
Lineage: Eukaryota; Metazoa; Arthropoda; Insecta; Hymenoptera; Formicidae
Gene: cni
Product: protein cornichon
Exons: 4
Coding region: 124-555 (143 amino acids)
Biological process (GO): endoplasmic reticulum to Golgi vesicle-mediated transport
Cellular component (GO): COPII-coated ER to Golgi transport vesicle; endoplasmic reticulum membrane
Source: RefSeq, a predicted model, not a curated record